Homarus americanus (American lobster) is the source of this 1202-nucleotide messenger RNA. RefSeq lists its product as uncharacterized. NCBI's taxonomy places the organism in Eukaryota, Metazoa, Arthropoda, Malacostraca, Decapoda, Nephropidae. Bases 71 to 796 code for a protein of 241 amino acids. The record is from RefSeq and is a predicted model, not a curated record. The transcript is spliced from 6 exons.
AUUUGGUUUACGUGACAUUGGCUAACUUGCAUCUAUCCGUCUCCUUUACCAUUAUAUUAGAGAGGCGGUGAUGGUAGUGACGUCCCUGGUGUUGUUGGUGGCUGCUGGGUUGUGUGGAGGAGUCCUCCUGUUACCAACACUUGAUGGUAAACAACGUUUUGAAUCAUCAGUAUUCGAGAUGAUGGAAGCAGUGUUGACGAGAGUGACAUAUUCCGAUUACUCAGUCUUUCUCCUCACGGACGGCAGCACCUCCCCCUCCACUGUCUACAAGUUGGCAGAUUGUCUACGGAUUCCCGGAGGUGUUGGGACCUUUGAGGUAACAACGAACGACGAGGAUGCCUCUAGUAUGGAAAUUCAGCUUUCUCACCUGAUUAAUGUAAUGAAGCACCUGCGGGAACUGUCAUCACACACGACAAUUGUGGUCAUCAGCGACGACCCAGCCUUCCUCACCGCCUUCGCCGGAUGGUCCCUAAAGAGCGGCCUCAUAGUGUGGUCGACGAGGCUCCUCGCCGUCACCCGCCUGCCCCUCCGGGAGCUCCACGACCUACAGAGGGCAUUUUCCAAGAUGAAUGCCGUGUUGGCCAUUAUCAACGAUAACUCAGCGAACAUCAAGUGCAGCAUGUACAUACACCUGCCCUACAGCCCCCCGGGAAGCCAAGUGCUGAAGGUUGCCUCCUGGACGCCCCACCGUGGCCUCGCUCUCACCACCCACCUCCCACUCUUCCCUGAGAAAUUCUCAAAGUUAGUUCUUGGAGUGAUACAUAUGAGUAUUAGCUUAAUAUCAACGUAUACUUAAGUUCACGUAAUUUUAAUCUCGAAAAAGAACCAGUAAUGAGGUUAAUUUCAUCUUUUACAUAAAACAUAAAAUUUAUUGUUCUUCAAAGCACCUAAAUAUAUGCACCUUUAGCUGCACGUAGCACAACCAUGCGAUAUUCUACUUUAAUCCAACUGUUGGCCAACAUAUCCUUUGUCAAAAAGUUGGUGCAAUUGGUUGUCCUUGAUCUAAGUGUUUUAUUGUCAGCAACUGGGUUUUAGAAAAUAUAAUUCUUGAAUACCCUCACAAGAAAAUAUCUAAGGGUGUGGUAUGAAGAUACCUACACGUGGGACCAGGAGGCGGGUUCAUCACGCCCAAUCCAUCUUCCGGGGAAGUUAUCAUUAACGAGGUCGAGUACUGAAGAUUUUCAUCGAUACUAUCCUGAAUC